UACACCAAGCCACCUACUCUCUACGCUACUCUGAGCUGUCGAGAUCUGCUGCAGCAUUUCUGCGCGACAUGUCGGUCCGGUUUCUUUCUCGUAGAGCAAGCAUCACCGGUCCCUUCGCUGAGAUCACUGUUGGAUCGGGAAGCUCUGCUGUCGUCUUCAAUCUCCCUAAAGAGCUGCUCUGCAACUCAUCCACAUACUUCAAGGCUGCAUUGAACAACGGCUUCUCCGAGACUGCGACCCAGAAGAUCGCGCUUGAAGAUGAGGAUCCCGAAGUCUUCCGUACUUAUGCCGUCUAUUUGUUCCAGCACGAGCUCAGACGUGAGAGCAUUGAAGCAAUCAACUGCAUCGAACGUCACUUGUUUCAAGUCUAUAUAUUCGCAGACAAACGAGGCAUCGUGAGUCUAGCGAAUGAUGUGGUUACGAUGAUUUCUUCGUACUGGAUCACCGAAUGCAUUGACCUGAAGAUCACGAAAAAAUUCCUGGCAUUACUUCCAACCAAAUGCACUCUCUAUGAACUCACUUUAGACAACCUCAUCCUGGAAUCAAGGGCCCAUGGGUGGGAACCUACUGAUUGGGAAGUCUUUUGCAGCCAUCCUACGGAAAUCGUCGCAGAGCUUUUCCGAAGAGAGCAGGCUUUCUCCAAAUCUUUUGACAGAACCUCACACUGCUUUGAAUCCAUCUGCCAUUACCACACACAUCGGGGUGAGGAUAAAAACGAGGAGCAGGAGAGAACCAAGUGUAUCGAGAAGACAACAAGAGGCCGCAAUCUCUGGGAUGUCUAUCAUUGUACCUAUGAGCAGGUGGAGUGGGGACGAAGAUGCCACACAUCACAAUAUCUGUGGACUGGGGAUUUUACUGAUCAUCUUCCAUCCAGAAGUGCUAUCACUGGCCCUACUGCCCAGAUCAUUGUCGGCUCGAAACCAAACAUCAAAACAUUCACCGUGCAUAAGGAGCUGCUUUGCGACUCGUCAACCUACUUCAAAGCUGCUCUCAACAAUGGAAUCGUGGAAACCAAAGAGCAGACGAUCACGCUGGACGACGAAGACCCUAACAUCUUUACCACCUUUGUUCUAUGGCUCUAUGAAUCCAAACUGAACACGGACGUGAUAUAUAUGGGUCACGAGACUUUCCAGGGACAUCUAUUCAACCUCUACGUCUUCGCUGACAAACGUGGCAUCGUAAACCUAGCCAACGACACGACGACGAUGUUGGCUUCGUGCUGGCUCAGCGAAUUCGUUGAGUUGAGCGAGGUUGAGCGAGUCGUUCCCCUGAUCUCACGCAGCGGCAAGCUGUACAAACUCAUCAUGGACAACUUGCUACUAGAGAUGAGGGGUGGGUGGGGCGCAGAUGAUUUGAAAAAUAUAGAUCUGCCGAAGGAGAUGUUGAUCGAUCUUCUCUCGAGAAUCACUCUCUCACCAGCGGGCUUCGAUACGUUUAACAUGUGCUUCCAAUCCAUUUGUCACUACCACUUUCAUGGUGGCCAGAACGUCUUGAGCGAGGAAGAAUGCGUUCGCCGCGUUGAAGCUGGGAACAACGUCUUCGACCCUGAAGUGGAUCUGAGGCAAAAAGUUUGGGGCUGGGAUGAU
Molecule: messenger RNA, 1586 nt
Organism: Aureobasidium uvarum
Lineage: Eukaryota; Fungi; Ascomycota; Dothideomycetes; Dothideales; Saccotheciaceae
Source: the annotation of a GenBank genome assembly